Molecule: messenger RNA, 2229 nt
Organism: Python bivittatus (Burmese python)
Lineage: Eukaryota; Metazoa; Chordata; Lepidosauria; Squamata; Pythonidae
Source: RefSeq, a predicted model, not a curated record
AUGAGCGAGGUCGAAAAGGUGGAACUUCGCCAACGUAUGGAGCUGGGGUUUGCAGCCACUAAUGAACAACGACGAGGGGGGAAAUCCCACGAGGGAGGGGCUGCUGAAAUCCCUAAGCAGUAUCGAGACUUGGAGAAAGUUUUUAGUGAGGCUGAAUCUGACCAAUUACCGCCACACCGCCCCACUGACUGUGAGAUUGAGCUGGAGCCAGGAGAGAAAUACCCAACCCCAAAAAUGUAUUCAGUGACUCAAAAAGAAAUGGGAGCAUUGCGGGAAUUCAUUGACAAAAACCCGCUGCCUCUCAUCUAUGCCAUCACGCCGACCUACAGCCGGCCGGUCCAGAAAGCGGAGCUCACGCGGCUGGCCAAUACCUUCCGGCAGGUGGCGCGCUUGCACUGGAUCCUGGUGGAGGACUCGGCCGUCGGCACCGAACUGGUCAGCCGCUUCGCCGCUGGGCUGCGCCGCGGGGGCGGCCCGCCGUGCACCCACCUGCACCUGCUCACGCCGCGCCGGGACAAGCGGCNGGCGCAGCGGAGGGGCACGGAGCAGCGCAACGCGGGGUUAGCGUGGAUCCGCCAGCGGCACCAGCAUUUGCCAGCCCCGCAGCCGGGGGUGCUCUUCUUCGCCGACGACGACAACACCUACAGCCUGGAGCUCUUCGAGGAGAUGCGUACCACUCAUAAAGUCUCUGUAUGGCCUGUAGGGCUGGUGGGGGGACGACGCUACGAGCGCCCAAUUGUGGAAAAAGGCAAGGUUGUUGGCUGGUACACUGGUUGGCGGGCAGGUAGGCCUUUUGCCAUUGAUAUGGCAGGGUUUGCUGUAAGCCUUCAGGUGAUUUUAUCCAACCCUAAAGCUGUAUUUAGACGCCACGGCUCACAACCUGGGAUGCAGGAAUCUGACUUUCUGAGACAAAUUAUCACAAUGGAGGAGCUGGAGCCCAAAGCCAGCAACUGCACAAAGGUUCUUGUAUGGCAUACUAGAACAGAAAAGGUAAAUCUAGCUAAUGAGCCAAAGUAUCACCUGGACAAUAUCAGAAUUGAAGUGUGAUCUGGCAGCAUAAAUGGGACAUACCAUACUUAAUGGAUGCAUCAGACAUGCUUACCAUAUUCAGACUGUACAGAUUGCUGUUGUACAACUACAGCCUCUAGCAGCCUAAUGGAAGACUACUGGCAGAUAGCUGAAGAUGUAUCUACUUAGGUUUCACUUACUUUGCAUGCAUUUCUCUGUACUGUUUUAAUUUCCUAACUGUUCACAUUUCGUUUACACGUGUUCAGUAAAGAGGUGGUAAUGCACUGAUAAGUUACUAGUCUAAAAAAAGGAGAAGCUUUUACAUUGUGGCUUCCAGGUUUAUUCCUGAAUUUAAAAAGCUUUGUUUUUAAUAAUAGACACAGUUCUUAUAGAAUAAAAUAAUUACACAAUGUUUAUGGAUUUCUUUAAUAUAGGGAAGCAACUGCUUAUCAAUAUGAGGCACCAUAAAAUGUAAACACAAUUUACUGGCAUAAACCUGGAUACAACUGCAAAGACAAAAUUAUAAAUAUAUAAGUUGAGUUACCCUGUAUGUAUGCUGUGCAGUACACUUCAGGUUAAUCCUGCAUAGAUCUUUGCAGUCAAAUCAGCUUCUUUUAACACAGGCAACUCAAACAGUGGAAAGAAAAUUGAUGGAGCCACAGUGCUAUCCAGGUUUAUCUUUCUCUUGUGAACCAUUUUCCCUGUUCAUCACAUCUUUAUAGUAUCACAGUGAAAUGAAUGGUGAAACAAAAUCAUUAUCACACAAGGAAAUGCAUACUUCAAUGAUAUAGGUACACUCUUAUUUAUAUAAUUAACAUUUUGUUCAUACAGUACCUUCUACAGGGUUACUGGGUAAUUUGCAAGGUGGAAUUUACAUUUUAGAGAUAGCACUAACAUGAUAUCUAUGUCCCUUAUAUGGAAACAUUUGCUCUACAAGAUAAAAUAAUUUGAGUAUGCAGUUGGUCACGUAGCUCUUCUGAAAAGUAAGAUUUGCAAAAUCAAAACAUAUUGUGGAAUGAAAAAGCUGCCAAUGUUUUCAACUUGCUUUUCACUACAUCAGAAUUGAAGUCAGUACAGACCACAACACGGUCAGUUAAGAUUACUUUUAAAAUGAAUGUUUGAGAUUGGAGGAGGGGUAGUGUACAUGGAUAGAACAGGGAAACUAGAUGUAUUUGAGCAUGGAAUGUCAGGUCUCUGAUUUAAACUUCUAUUGCCUUUUCA